Molecule: messenger RNA, 2891 nt
Organism: Pocillopora meandrina
Lineage: Eukaryota; Metazoa; Cnidaria; Anthozoa; Scleractinia; Pocilloporidae
Source: the annotation of a GenBank genome assembly
AUGGAAACCCCUUUCGACCAGAAAAUAAAUGUUGUAUACCUCGACGAAAGUCGCAGAACUCCUGUGCAUAGUGCUGCUCUGGAUGGUAAGCACGAACAGGUGGAAGAAAAAGUACGAGUCGCCUCUGGCCUGGAUGACCAAGAUGAACAAGAAAGGACCCCACUGCAUGAUGCGACCGAACACGGACACAGGUACCUUUGUCUGGUUUAUCUCAAAGAGAUUUAAGGUUAAGUAUCAUAAUGUGAAACGUAUGAUUCCGAACAAAUGCCACAGCUGGCGGAGCCAAACACAGUUUUCGUCCCCUUUGAUUCUGAUCAGCGAAAAUAAUACUUACUGUAAAAUCUACAGGUUGCAGUGGAUGCGUAGUUAUUAACAAGAGGGUCUUGAUGGGGUGUAGCUUUUACGGCUAACGCUUAAAAAUAUUGGCCAAUCUAUGGCUAACGGUUAAAUUUUUAUUCUUCACGGCUAACUCCAUUUGGCCGAUUGGCGGUCAAUGGUUACCGCCAUUGAGACCCUAUUUCUAAAAUCAAACGGUAGAAUUCUCAAAAAGUUUUAAAUUUAGCGAUUUUAAAAGAAUGAUUAAUUGAUAAAGGGGAGUAUAAGAAUUGACAACUGAAGUAAAUGAAAGGGCUACACUGGAAAAAAUAAAGUAAGUUUAUUGCUUUCUGUUGUAUGAGAAACGGUGGCCAAAGGGUUGAAGUUCUGGUUUCUAUCCUUGGCAUGGUUGCUGUGUUGUGUUCCAGUACAAGACACUUGCAUCUCCCACAGCGCCUUUCUCCAACAAAAGUUAUAUAUAUGGGUACCGUUGAACUGUCAGAGAAACCUGACAAAACGUUAUAGGGGUCAAGGGGAGGGGGUAGCCCGAGAUGGGCUAUCAUACCCUUCUGGGGGUAUAGCCAAUGCUUGUGCUUGCUCUAUGCUACGGCUGCCACGAUAAGUUUCGACUGACAGGGCACCAAACAUGAGAGCAGAUUUCAUCCUUAUUAUUCUAAAGGGAUAACUAAUGUUACAAGUUCCCUUUUUUCACGAGGAAUUGAAUUUGAGACCAUUAGUCUUUAAUCCACCAUUUCAACUGUUCGGUUGCGUUUUCUCUUGGAAAAAUGAAAAUAAUAUUAAACAUUGAACCCACACAAAGCGUAGAUGUUUGAGUUUUCGUUUUCUACAUGCAGGAAAGUUUGCCACACUCUGUUACAACAUGGCGCUAACUCUUCUAUGAAGGACAGAGAACACUGGACACCACUAAUGAGUGCAUCAGACCUGGGCAAGGAACAGUCGUGCCAAGAUAUACUCACUGUUAAUCCCGAGACUGAUGACGUGAAUAUGGAUGGAGAAACAGCAUUGCAUAUUGCGUGUAGGAGAGGAAAUGUGGGUGUUGUUAAUCUGCUUAUGGAUUACGGGGCAAGUUUGAAUGUUUGUAACAAAGAUGGUGUAACGUGUUUUGAGACAGCCGCCAAGUCAGGAAAGAGCGAAGUUGUGUUUGCAAUGAUAAAGCAUAAAAGGUAUGAACGAUCUCUCCAGACUGAGCUGUUAUCUACCAGUUAAACUCACAGUUUUAAUGGCAGGAAGUGAGAGACUCGACUUGCACAUGACAGCCGAAAAGUAAGAGUACAGAAGAGCGUAAGUAAAGUUGGGCAAGCUGGGCUAUGAAAACAACGGUCUCCUCUUCGUUUUGGUGCUACGAUUAAGACGUUUUUCUUGCGUUAUAUUUUAAGAUAGCUAAAAAUGGUUAAGUAAAUUUUCAAAACUAAGUCUUAGAUGGAACGUAGCUUUAAUGCCAUUCUUUCCUCUGUUUUCUUGUAUCCAUGGAAAUUUUAGACUCUUUCUCAAAUAACAGUCGUAAUUAUUUUUCUGACACAUAAGGUCACUUCAGCAGAGCCAAAGCCUCUUAGAAACACCCUUAUGUUUAACCUUAUGUAAGUUUCACCCCAAGCUUAGCUCGGUUCCCCCUUUUUUUUAAUUGAAUUGCAAAGCUUUACUAAAAAUCUCAGACGAACUAACCCAGGAUCUCCUGCACUUUGUUAUAGCUGCAGAUACGUUUGAUACGUUUUGUUAGGGAAACACACGAAAAGUGUUUUAGUGUCCAUUCAUUAAUAAUUAGUAUUUUAGGAUAAACCUCUUUAUGAGCCAUCUUGAGCUUCCUUCCUCGGACAACCUAAAGAAAAUCUGUCUAGGUUAAGAUAUAAUUUCAAAAUGUAUUAGACUUAGGGGUCAUAUGAUUGAUUGAGUUUGGUCGGGCGCACUGGUAAAUAUUUGACUCUGACUCUCUUUUAUUGCUUCUGAACAGAUGGAUGGAAAUAAUGGAACACAAGGAUAAGAACGGCCUUACCCCCAUGAAGCUUCUCAUAAAACACUUCCCAGAGAGUGCACAGCUGGUCAUGGAUUACUGCAUUGAUCGAUCAGAGACAGAAAGCUCCGAUGAUCCAAAUUUUACCGUUACUUGCAACCUCCGUUUCCUAGACCCCACUCCUACUGACACUACUUACUUGAGAGAAAGCCUUUUCUUUGGACCGAGCACCAUGGUGAAACACGAGCGUAGAGAAUUACUCGAUCAUCCUUUGACACAGGUCUUGCUGAAUAAGAAGUGGUCUUCUUUCGGGCGUUUGGUGUUCUUCUUUAACUUUAUGUUCUAUUUUGUCUUUGUUGUCAUGAUUACAGCUUUCUUAAUCCGAUUCAUGCAGAACGGUGACAAAGAAUUGGGAGAUUAUUUUAUUUAUGUAUAUCCAAUAGCAUUUUUACUUAUAGGCGUCCAGUUCACCAAGAAAGUUAUUGUAAUACUUGUCCAGAGGCUUCAGUAUUUCACCACUUUAAGCAAUCUCACUGAAUGGUUACUCUACAGUACGACGACUUCAUUCAUGGUGUCACUUUUCAUUUUCGAUCUAAUAUUUUCGUAA